Amoebophrya sp. A25 is the source of this 515-nucleotide messenger RNA. The record is from the annotation of a GenBank genome assembly. Lineage: Eukaryota; Dinophyceae; Syndiniales; Amoebophryaceae.
CAGCUCUUCAACGGUUAAAGACGUUGCUAGAUCUCAAGAUCACACUGGAGGUGAUUUCGUGAGCCCUCGCGAUUUUAUCCUAGCGUCUUGCAAGGAUGAAGACACGGCGCCGAAGAUCAACUUUGCCUCACUCCUUUCGAGACAAGGUUGGACGGACAUGCUCAACUCUCUGAUUCCAUCCGCGCCGCCAAGAAAUAGCGACAGCGUGGGUCCCGCUACUGAAGAUUUAUUUGCGACUCCAAAUCCAAUGUCGAGAUCCAGAAAUUCUAGACCGUCUACGGCUCGCCGCCUUUCUAAGACAACUUCUACACGAGGAGGACAAUCUUCUUCGUCGUUCCCUGCUCGUCGUGAUUGCAAAAAAGCUCCCUCAAGCACCAGUAGGCAUUCUGCUUCUGCUGCUCCGCCUCGUAGAAAGUCUCUUGUAUCGCCUGUGCUCCCUAUGCCGCCACGCACGACAGAUAGUACUCAGGCAGCCUCACAGGAGCGUGGCAAUCCGAGAAGUACUGAAACCUUGC